Molecule: messenger RNA, 610 nt
Organism: Wasmannia auropunctata (little fire ant)
Lineage: Eukaryota; Metazoa; Arthropoda; Insecta; Hymenoptera; Formicidae
Product: HIG1 domain family member 2A, mitochondrial
Exons: 2
Coding region: 134-442 (102 amino acids)
Biological process (GO): mitochondrial respirasome assembly
Cellular component (GO): mitochondrion
Source: RefSeq, a predicted model, not a curated record
GGGAGAUCGCCGGUCCCACGCAAAAGGUCGGCGUGGCCGCUCUCACGCUUCUCUCUGACGGCGCGGCGUGAACGCUGUGCCGUGAGUGGCCGUGAGACCUUGUGUAUCUUUUAUUCUUUUUAGCGGUACAAUUAUGGCAGGCAUAAAACCAGGUGAAUUGGACGACCUGGACUGGGUGAAGGUACGAGAAGAUUUGGACAGCAGUUAUAUUACCGAGACGAUAUUCCAAAAGGCUAAACGUAAAACACAAGAGAAUCCGCUUGUACCGUUAGGAACGUUGGCGACUACAGCAGCCCUGACUGUUGGGCUCAUCAGCUUUUACAAGGGAAAAACGGCAAUGCAACAGUACAUGAUGCGUGCGCGUGUUGGUGCUCAGGCGUUUACCAUCGUUUGCAUGGUUGCGGGACUUAUCUUGCUGUCACCCAAGUCGAAUCGAGAUUGAUGGUACAUUGAUUCACGUGUGCCAUAAAAUCUGUAGUAUAUGAGAUCCUUGUGCUUGUCAUGUCGAGUACGAGGUACCCCGUAUGAAUGAAUACUUCCUUUUCCAUGUAAGGUACAUGUAAAUUAAUUUUUACUUGCAAAAAUAUAUCUAAUUACCAGUUAUUAUCAA